ACCUCGAUCACCUCGCUAUCUCUUGGUCGUGAGAGGAACCGCGUGCAAGCCCCGCGUCUGUGCAGAAGCCGCGUCCGGACUUAGUUUGCACGAAGCCCGUCCAGUAAACAAUUCGGCUUUCGAAUGGCGAAAUCGCCUUCGCCCUGGGACUUUCACUUCCGGCCCAGACCGGCUGAAGAUGCGUCUUCUGAGUGAGCUGAGGCUGUCCGUCCUCGCCCCGGCCCUCUUCUACCUCCUUCUUCUACUCCUCGCCCUACGCUCCUCGGUGCCCCUCAGGCCCAAGAAGCUCGACCUCGACACCAUACUCGAACGGAUGAGGAAGAAGAAAUUCGAAGUGAAAGAGGCAAUCGUCGAAUACCAGGAGGUCAACAGGACCCUACCUCCCGUCCAACUGCUAACAGUAAUUUUCAAAAGGGCAGAUAGAGACAACAACAGUCGACUUACUGUGAAAGAACUGUCCGACUAUAUCCACCACAGGACAAAGACUCACAUAGAGCAGGCGACGAAGGAGAACUAUGGCCUUUUCAUGUCAAUCGAUAAAUCGCCUCGGAACGGUGUUGUGACAUGGGAAGAGUACCAUGCUUACUUCCUUGAGAAGAAUGGACUCGACAAGGACUAUAUAAAGAUGCACACAGAGAAGCACCAGGGCCUUGGUAGGUCGUUGAAAGAGGCGAUCGCUCGCGACAAGGCAUCGUGGUAUGAGGCGGCCAAAAGCGACCCGGAUUUCCUCACGCUCGACGAAUUCCUGACGUUCCGACAUCCCGAGUCGAGCCAUACGACCAUACUGGCCAUCGUCGACGACCUUCUCGACAAGCUAGAUAGAGAUGGCGAUGAACUUCUCACCGAAGAAGAGUUCGCCAUGCUUCAAGUCAGUGGCAGCGAGACAGUUGUAUCUCAAGGCGAAGCGCAACGGCGCGAAGAGUUCAGAAAUAUAAUCGACAUCGAUAAAAAUUCAGUUGCAGACAGAAAAGAGCUUAUCAAAUACAUUGAUCCAAAGAACCCAAGACAUGCCAGGGAGGAAGCGGAGACGCUUAUGACCCUCGGAGACACCGACAAAGACGGCCAGCUCUCCCUCGACGAAGUCCUGUCCAAAAUGGAUCUCUUCCUUGGAUCCAAAAUGGUCAACACUGCUCGUAGCUUCCAUGACGAGUUUUGAUACGGUGGCGCAAACAUCUACCAGAGACAAUAAACUUUUUUUUAUAAAGGCUUUGCACAAAACAUCAAUGCCGACAAUAGUCUAAAAAAGUCAAUAAUUAAUUUUCAAACAAUAAAAAUUAUAUUAUUCUAUUUAAUA
This is a messenger RNA of Cimex lectularius (bed bug), 1294 nucleotides long. RefSeq names its product 45 kDa calcium-binding protein (gene myd). The transcript has 4 exons. Lineage: Eukaryota; Metazoa; Arthropoda; Insecta; Hemiptera; Cimicidae. Gene Ontology annotation, cellular component: endoplasmic reticulum. Gene Ontology annotation, biological process: calcium-ion regulated exocytosis. Bases 179 to 1156 code for a protein of 325 amino acids. The record is from RefSeq and is a predicted model, not a curated record. Gene Ontology annotation, molecular function: calcium ion binding.